This is a messenger RNA of Auanema sp. JU1783, 1617 nucleotides long. The record is from the annotation of a GenBank genome assembly. NCBI's taxonomy places the organism in Eukaryota, Metazoa, Nematoda, Chromadorea, Rhabditida, Rhabditidae.
AUGGAAGAGUCAAAACCUUGUACGACAGAGCCAGAUGCAGAUACGAUUAAAAUGUUUGUAGGACAGAUUCCCCGUCAUUGGAAUGAACCAGAAUGUAGAAAAUUAUUCGAAAAGUAUGGGCCAGUAUACUCUCUGAAUAUUUUAAGAGAUAAAGCUUCGCAGAGUAGUAAAGGAUGUUGUUUUGUGACAUAUUACCAUCGGAAGGAUUCCAUUUCUGCUCAGGCCGCUUUACAUAAUAUUGAAGUGAUAGAGGGUAUGCACCACCCGGUGCAAAUGAAGCCUGCCGACACUGAGAACAGAAAUGAAAGGAAACUAUUCGUUGGACAAUUAUCUAAAAAACAUACCGAGGAAGAUGUGAGAACAUUAUUCGCGAAGUUUGGCCACAUAGAAGAUUGUAGUGUUCUGAGAGAUGGAGAUAAUCGAAGUAGAGGAUGUGCCUUUGUCACGUUUGCUACACGUAAUUGUGCCAUUAAUGCCACGAAGGAAAUGCAUCAUUCACAAACUAUGGAGGGAUGCACUGCUCCUUUAGUAGUGAAAUUCGCGGACACCCAGCGGGAUAAAGAUGGCAAAGGAAAGGUUGGAACUACUACUCCCACCACUCAACCACCAUCUGGUCAAACUAAUCUCAUUCAACAGCUCAAUGGCAGUGGAAUAAAUUUACAAACGCUGACAGCGAUUGCUGCUCUAUUACAACAGAAUAACCAGCAGCAGAAUGUUCUGGGAUUACUAGGAAGUGUGUUGUCGGCUCUGGGGAAAUUGUCAGAUAGAGAAAAUGGUGGCAUUAUCUCUGUAUCAUCUAACCAAUCCCAGAGUUGUAGCAAUUCAUCCAUACAAAACAUUCUACCGCAAUUAGCUGCUUUGCUCCAACAAAGUCAACCGCAAGGGAUAGAUGCUUUAGCACAGUUACAACAAGUACAGCUGGCUCAGCAGCAGCAACAAAUGCUUGCCCUACUAAGCCAGCAACAGCAGCAACAGCAGCAACAAGCUGCUGCUGCUGCCGCUGUAGUUGUCACUCAGGAUCAAAAUCAGGCGAACAAUAUAGCAUAUCAAUCCUACCAAGGCGCUCAUGUAGUGGCUGCAUCAACUACCGGUGGCAACGCUUAUGCUGUUCACAAUCCUAUUUAUCAAACAGCAGGCGGUGGAGUCUUAUCUCAAAACGGUUUGAAAACUGCAUCUCCUGUAGCAAUCACCACACCUUCUAUAGCUGCACAAAUGGGACAAACUGCUACAGCUAUUGACCCAUUACAGCAAGCCAUUCAACAGUAUGCCUUGACGGCCAUCAAUCCAAACAUUGCUGUUCAAGCUGCAACAGCAGGUGUUGGUAAUGGAGAUGUGAAAGGGCCUAAUGGAUCCAACUUAUUUAUUUAUCAUUUACCUCAGGACUUUGGAGAUUCCGAUCUGAUGAGUACGUUUUCACCCUUCGGAACUGUUCUGUCUGCCAAGGUGUUCAUAGACAAAGUUACAAAUUUAUCUAAAUGUUUUGGUUUUGUUUCAUACGAUAAUGCACUGAGUGCUCAAAAUGCUAUAUCCGCCAUGAAUGGCUUCCAGAUAGGAUCUAAACGAUUAAAAGUUCAAUUGAAAAAUGAGCGAACACAUCCAUACACGAAAGUUAAUUAA